Musa acuminata subsp. malaccensis (wild Malaysian banana) is the source of this 2219-nucleotide messenger RNA. RefSeq lists its product as uncharacterized. Gene Ontology annotation, biological process: UDP biosynthetic process. The record is from RefSeq and is a predicted model, not a curated record. Gene Ontology annotation, molecular function: UMP kinase activity. NCBI's taxonomy places the organism in Eukaryota, Viridiplantae, Streptophyta, Magnoliopsida, Zingiberales, Musaceae. Gene Ontology annotation, cellular component: cytoplasm.
GCAUACGUGCGGGUACGUGACGUUAUGUGACGGCGCCGUGACGGGGCGUGACGGUCCCGUUGCUGGCAAGUCACGGGGCGCUACCACCGUUACCCGAUUAAGUGAGCCUCGGCCUCGCGAUCCGUCGCCCCCUCGCUAACGUCGUCUGCCUCCCGUGCCGUGUCGUGAGGCCUUCCCCCGUCCGGAUUUGGAGGCCCUAACCCUAACCCUAACGCCGCCUCCGCCAUGGCCUACUGCGACGACGACUUCUCUCUCCUCGGAGACGAAGCCCGGUCGCAGCCCCAGCCCCAGCCCGGCCCCUUCUCCGCCGCCCAACGGUACCUGCCCUCCAAGCCGGCGCCGAUCUCCCUCCAGCCUCGCCCCCACCACCACCUCGCCGCUGCAGUGGCCGCAAUCGACAACCCCGGAAAGAACGGGGUCGUUGUCGACGGAGGGAGCGACGACCAUGAUGGCUACGGCGAGGCCUUUGGCCAAACGAACACCUCCAAGUGCCCCACCGCCCCGGGUUUCCACGACCAACACUGCUUCGCCGACGACGACAACCCGUUCGCCCCCCAGAACCCCGCCGCUGAUGAUGAAGGUGGCGACGACGAUGGCGAUCCUGACAACUACCCCGAGCGCAAGGGGGCCAUCGUCACCGCCUCCCAGCACCAGCAGCCUCAUCACCGCCUGCCGAAGCGCAAGGAUCGCGACGAUCUUAGCGACAGCGAGUCCCCCUACUGCUACAACAGCAGCGGGGCGGCUAAUAAGAAGUCGAGGCCGAUGUCGUCAUCGGGGGACUACCGCAAGGACCGGGAGGAAUGGAGCGAUACGGCCAUUAGCUCCCUCCUCGACGCCUACACGGAGAAGUACGUGCAGCUCAAUCGGGGUAACCUGCGGGGGAGGGACUGGGAAGACGUGGCCACCAUCGUCAGCGAGCGCUGCAACAAGCAGAAGGUUGGCAAGAGCGUGGAGCAGUGCAAGAACAAGAUCGACAACCUCAAGAAGCGCUACAAGGUCGAGUGCCAGCGGCUUAGUAGCGGCGGGCUCCCUGCAAGCCACUGGCCGUGGUUUAAGAAGAUGGAGCAGCUCGUUGGUUCCUCUUCGUCCUCGUCAAAGGCUGGUCCAGAUGAUGACAAAUCCAUCACCCUUGGUGGCUCUGCUGCAGUCAUGAGACAGAUCAAAAGAUAUCCCCUUGCUGCAUCUGGCCCUGUUAUUGUAAAUACUAACUCAAAGAUGAAGGCAUUAUCAAAUCCACGGUGGAAGAGAGUGAUUUUGAAAAUUAGUGGUGUGGCAUUAGCUGGAGCUGGUCCCCAAAAUGUUGACCAUAAGGUGGUUAUGCUAAUUGCUAAGGAAAUUGCAAUUGCCAACCGUGCCGGUGUAGAGGUGGCAAUUGUUGUUGGAGGUCAAAAUUUCUUUUGUGGUGAUACUUGGAUAGCUGCAACUGGAAUUGAUAGGGCUACAACUUAUCAAAUAGGUAUGAUGGCAUCAUUGAUGAACGCGAUAAUGCUCCAAGCAUUGUUAGAGAAUCUUGGUGUUGAGGCACGGAUACAGUCUACCUUAUUGACGCAAGAGAUUGCAGAACCAUACAUAAGGCGACGAGCUAUCCGUCAUCUUGAGAAAGGAAGAGUUGUUAUAUUUGGUGGAGCUGGUGGAGGAACAGGAAAUCAACUUUUUAGCUCCGACAUUGCAGCUGCCUUGAGGGCCUCCGAAAUUCACGCAGAUGCUGUUCUGAAAGGGACUACUGCAGAUGGCUUUUAUGGUUGCCAUUCCAGCAACAGCAAUAGCAACGCGUUUGAGCAUAUUUCAUUUAGGGAGUUGGUUUCAAGAGGUUUCACCGCAAUCAACAUGGCAGCAUUGAAAUUAUGCGAAGAGAACAACACACCAGUUGUUCUCUUUAAUUUAUUAGAGCCAGGCAUUGUUUCGAGGGCACUUUGUGGGGAACCAGUCGGUACCCUUAUUGACCAAUCAGGAAGAAUCAGCUGAUCCUUUUAAUUGUCAAAUCUCAAAGCAGUUCUCGGAGCCAUUACAAUUCCUUCUGAGAACUACUUGAUUCUUGUAUCAUCAUGUGUCAAAGCCUUGAGGCUGUAAGCCAUGGAUGCUGUGUCUUCCUGCAUGUUUGGUUUGCCAGGGAGGCUCCGGCCCUGUCUGCUGUUCAUACUUCAGUUGUAAAGUAUUGAAUACACUGUACAAAGGAUGUCAGGAAUAUCCCGGGAUAAGGAAGUGGCAGUAUCAUCUUC